AUGAAGAGAACGCUAGAAGUGCCAAGACGAAUGAUGUCUACUUUACAAAAAUUCCCGUUUGAAACCCGAAAUGGCGAGUAUUACUUGGCCCAACAUCCAAACGCUUUUUACCAGCAGAAACGGAAAGGUUUUCAAGGAUUGACGUUCGAAAACCAGCAAAAAAUGCCGUCCCUGCCCGUUCCAGAACUUGAAAAAACGCUGCACAAAUACAUUGAAACAAUUAAACCCUAUUGUCGCACCAAAGAGCAGCUGGAACAACAAGGAAAACUGUGUGCGGAGUUUGCAGCAAACCAGGGCCCAGAGCUCCAAAAUCGGCUUCAAAAAUUCGCUGGACAAUCCAGAAACUGGCUUUCUCAAUUUUGGGAUAACCAGGCCUAUUUGGAGUACAACGACCCGGUGGUGCCGUACGUGUCGUAUUUUUACGUACACAAACCGCUCCCGAUCUCGCAUAACAAGAUUCAGGCGGAUCCCCUUAUUAAAUCCACGGCGAUCAUCACCACAGUGGUCAAAUUCUUGGAGGCCAUCAAAGAUGAGUCUUUGCCGGCCGACGUUGUAAAAGACCAUCCCUUCUGCAUGAACAGCUUCCACCUCAUGUUCAACAAUGCCCGUAUUCCAGGCCAAGGCAAAGACUCCAACAUUUUCUAUUCUAUUCACGAGCACAAAUUCAUCACAGUGGCCUUACGCGGGAACUUCUACACUCUGCGCACUCAUAAUGACCACGGUGAACCAUUGGGACCAUCCGCGAUCUGGCAGCAACUGUAUGACAUCACAAAUGUAAGUAGUGCUCGCUUUCCGGAAAACACGAGCUCUGGGAUCGGAGUUUUGACAUCACUGCCCAGAAAUGAAUGGCAUCAAUCAUACCAGGAGCUUGAGUCUCAUGCUAUUUCACGCGCGUCUCUUGAAACUAUUCAAAAGUCAUCUUUUGUACUGUGUCUGGAUCUGGACGCCAGCCCUGUAACUCUGGAAGAAAAAUCUCAUUUUGCUUGGCAUGGAAACGGUGUGAAUAGGUUUUUUGACAAACCUUUACAAUUCUUCGUUGCCAAAAAUGGUGUUUCUGCAUUUCUUGCCGAACAUUCUAAAAUGGACGGAACGCCUACACUUCUGUUAAACGACUUUGUGUGUCGUCAUAUUGCAAACAUGGAUCCGGACUCUUUUAUUAAUGAGCUGAGCCGGGCCCCAGAACGCACUUUUUCGGAGCCCUCGCACCUUCCAUUCCUAAUUACACCCUCUAUCAAAGAAAGCAUUGAAAAUGCACAGCGCAAAUUCCUAGCUGUAAUGAGCGAGCACGAUUUGAAGGUAUGGCACUACAACAAGUAUGGUAAAGCCGUCAUCAAGACACUAGGAUUUUCGCCCGAUGCUUUCGUCCAGCAGAUCAUUCAGCUUGGCGUUUAUAAGUACCUGCAUCGUCAGCUACCGACGUAUGAAGCGGCAUCUACCAGGCGUUUUUUUAAGGGACGCACGGAAACAGGUCGCUCUGUUAGUGUCGAAUCAGCUAAAUUCGUUGCUGACUGGGAAGAUCCUAGUGUGACGGAUGAACAGAAACUUGUAAGCCUUCGUGCUUCUGCGACCGCCCAUUCAGCAUACCUCAAAACUGCCUCUGCUGGUCAAGGUGUUGAUCGUCAUUUUUUUGGUUUGAAGAACAUGUUACGUUCGGAUGAGGAGGUACCGGAACUGUUCAAAGACACAUUGUUCAGAUUUUCGUCUACAUGGCUAAUUUCCACAAGUCAGCUAUCUUCCGAAUAUUUUGAAGGCUAUGGAUGGUCGCAAGUUAAUGACAAUGGGUUUGGCCUGGCCUAUAUGCUCAACAAAGACUGGCUUCACAUAAAUAUUGUCAACAAACCGCUUGCAAGUGGAUUAAGUGCUGCCCGGCUGCACUAUUAUUUGGGCCAGGCGGCCGACGAAAUACAUGCUCUGCUGGUAAAGGAACACAAGAUGCGGUCCAAACUCUAA
Molecule: messenger RNA, 1950 nt
Organism: Lachancea lanzarotensis
Lineage: Eukaryota; Fungi; Ascomycota; Saccharomycetes; Saccharomycetales; Saccharomycetaceae
Gene: CAT2
Product: LALA0S06e05732g1_1
Exons: 1
Coding region: 1-1950 (649 amino acids)
Biological process (GO): carnitine metabolic process
Cellular component (GO): mitochondrion; peroxisome
Molecular function (GO): carnitine O-acetyltransferase activity
Source: RefSeq, a predicted model, not a curated record